UCAAUAAAACAGAAACUAAACAGGUUUCAAUGGCGCGCGGUAUGGAUCAAAUUUUGAGUCCCUUUGCACAAAAAACAGGGUUUUGUACACACGUUCGUCAGUCGUUGAUUAACUGUCUGUUUUCGAGGGGUCAUUUUGGCUGUUGGGACGUGCUUUAGUGGCUUUUGUCUUUGCAGAGAGGUGGCUGCUGUAGAGUGGUGGAAAUAAGAGUGGGUGAAUGAACCGUCAGCCGGGAUAAAAAAAAGUAGCCUGGCUCUAUAUCUUUUUUUUAAAUUUUUACAGUUCUCAGUAAUACUCACGCUUCCUUUGAGUUUCCUGCUACCUUACUAGCUGAGGCGACUUCAGGGUUCUCAAUUAAACGGUUAUUUUUAAUUUGUUUUGUAAGUACCAGUGAAAAGUUGUGUCCUCCAGAGACCAGCCUUGUGCUAACGCAGAUGAUGAAACUUUGAGAUAUUUCUCGAUUUCCGAACAUUUUACGGCCAUUUUAUUUACCAGACCGUUUUAUUACGUUUUAUUUUCUUUUUAUUUUAUUAUUAUGAUGUCUUACUCGGAAUGGGCAUCUUUCACGCAUUCGUUCAUUCAUUCGUUCCACUCUUCCCGAGUUCCGAUCCUCUGGUAACCUGGUAAAUUUUCCAACCGUUUCGUGAGUUCGCACAAAGGAAAUCGAACCUUGGAGGAUGCAUGACGUGCAAAUAUGGAGGAGACUAUGGAAGAGAAUAUGGCGGUCGGUGGUGUUGUGUUUCUUCAGGAAGUUUUUCUAUCUUUGGUCGUCAUUCUCCUUACUUGGUUCAUCUUGAAAGUGUCAAUAACACGCUUAUCGAGGAAAAGACCCACCUUUGACUUGCCGCCUGGUCCUCCGCCUCACUGGAUUUCAGGAAACACAGCCGUUUUCCGUUCUAAUGUAGAAGAAAGGCACAUCCGACUCCUGGAACUUCACAAGAAAUAUGGAAAAGUGGUUCGGAUUCAAAUGGGGAGACCGCCAUUGUACGGAACAGACAUCUUCUCUGUUGCUGAUCCUCACUUGUGUGAGGAAGUCCUUAAAUCCAAGAGCUAUGCGAUCUCCAAGCUUACACAGGCACGUUUUCAAAUGUUUAUUGGAAAGAACGGCCUGAAUGCCCUGGAAGGAACAACAUGGAAAAAGCACAGGCGAUUAAUCUUGCCUCUGUUUCAUUCUGGUUUCCUGAGCUAUGCUCUGGAAGUUAUCGCGGACAAAACUGAAGUUCUAACCCAAAAAUUGAAGGAUUUGCCAGAUAAAUCAUCUGUGGAAGUUUAUUUGUUGAUGAAAAAUCUAGCUCUUGAUAUUAUCAGCAAGGCAGCAUUUGGUUAUGAUUUACAAGUCCAAGAAAAUCCUGAUGGCAAAUUAGUAAAGGCUGUGACGUCAUUCUUGGAGCAUGCUGGUGAAGUUGCAUUCUUGGCACUCCCAAGAUUAUGGACUUGGAUGCAUCCUUUCAAAGCAUUUCAGGCCCGUCAGCAGCGUAAGCUACUUGACAACCUUGUUGAGCAGAUUAUUAAUAAGCGCAAAGGUAAAGAUGAUGAGGAUGACAAGAAAGACUUACUGACAUUGUUGUUGAAAGCACAAGACCCAGAGUCCAAGUACUCAAUGUCUGAAAUGGAAGUCCAUGAUGAAAUAUUGACAUUUUUGUUUGGUGGAUUUGAGACCACCACAUCACAGCUCUGUUGGGUGCUAUACCACCUGGCCCAACAUCCUGAAAUUCAGGUGACAGCACAGGAAGAGGUUGACAGAGUACUGGGUGAUUCAAGUGUUGUGACUUCAGCGAUGGAAAAAGAACUCAAGUAUGUGGCAAAUUGUAUAAAGGAGUCUCAGCGACUUGUUCCUGUUAUAACUGGUUUCAGCAGAGGAGCUGUUGAAGAUGCAGAGUUGGGAGGAUUUCACAUUCCUAAGGGCUCUGUAUUAUUUCUGGACUCUUAUGUUCUUCAUCACCUGGAGGAUCUUUGGGAUAGACCGGAAGAGUUUGAUCCGACACGCUGGGAAGACAAAAUGGCAGCGCGAACCUUCUCAUUUCUCCCCUUUGGUGGUGGAAACAGACGUUGUGCUGGUCAGCCUUUUGCUGUGGUGGAGAUGAAAGCUGUAAUUGCACUGAUAUUGAAAAACUUCUCACUGAAGUUGGAUGAAAGCAGGCCUAUUUCUACUGAAGUGAAAAUUGCAUUUGGGCCACGGAAAAUCCAUUUCUUUUUUACCAGGAGAAGUUAACUUGAAAAACCAAAGCAGUUGAAAGUCGUCUAGAACACCAGCAGAUAUAUUUGUAUAUCGUAGUUUUUCCAUGUUAAAACAUGGGUACAGUGUUGCUAUGAACAUUUUCCCAUAUAUGCAUAUUUUUUAAGAGUUUAAAAGUCACUUUACAGACUUGUAGUGUAAUCAGCUUUGUUUUUACCCGUUAAUGCAGGUACUUUACAGUGUGGUCGUAGUCUACACUUUGAUUUUGUGUUUAAUAGUCAGCUUACCUGGUAGCAUACCCUUUGUUUUUAUGUUUGACUAGUUCAUUUCAGUGAACUGCAAAUUUUUAUUUUGGUUUAAUAACUGCCUUGCUUAGUAGCACACUUAUUGAUUUUGUGUUUCAUCAAGUCACCUUGCAGGAUAAUACACUUUGUUUUUAUGUCUUAUUGGUAUGUUACAGAGUAGCAAACACUUUGAUCUUGUGAUGAAUAGUCAGUCUACUAGGCGGUGGAAUUUUAUACCUGGGUGGUAUGUUACUGAUGAGCAGCGCGCAUUUCAUACCUGGUUUAUGUCAGGUGAAAUUAGUUAUAGGACCCUACCAUCAUUGAGCAGUUUUAAAAAUUGUAUUUGUAAAUGUGAUUUUUAUACACAUUUUCAGGGUUUUAGCAAAGAAAACGGUCUCUGGGCUGAUUUUCAUUAAGCCUGCCACAAUUUUUUCGCAAGAGACCUGGAACAAAAUUUUUGUCCCCAAUCUUUUGCAACACCUUGAAUACAGGGCUUCCAAGCUUUGUGUUUACAAGAUGGUGUACACAGAAAGACAGCACGCUAAACAAGUGCUCAAAACAAAAUGUUAUUUCGAUUACUUUACUUGUUAUACUUGCACCGAUACUCAAGGUAGUCAGGAAUUUAGUCCAAACUUUCCAUUUAGACGGUUCAAUAUGGAUCAGAGUUAUGAGUGAUCGAGUGAUGGUAAAAACCGUUUGUUUUACAAAUAAAAUUAUUAGUAUUAUUAGUA
Messenger RNA from Orbicella faveolata, 3191 nucleotides. Its product is annotated as cytochrome P450 4X1-like. NCBI's taxonomy places the organism in Eukaryota, Metazoa, Cnidaria, Anthozoa, Scleractinia, Merulinidae. The record is from RefSeq and is a predicted model, not a curated record. Gene Ontology annotation, molecular function: monooxygenase activity; heme binding; iron ion binding.